AAGAUGCAGAUAUCAAAACCGCAAUCCCGCUAAGGAAGUGGCUUUUGCAUCACUCAGCCAGACACGAUCCUCAUUCCGGCUCGUAUUGCAUUACCGUGAUAGGCUACCAUUUCAGGGUUACUACAGCCGCCUAAUUGUUGUGCGUCGUUGUUCAUUCGUCCUCACAGGGUCCAGGUGACUCAGGCAUUGGCACGGUUCACGGCAGGUCUACAAUCUCACGUUUUGCAGCCGGGUACUACGUCUGCUAGGUAUCCGCAAUGGCUUACGCCGCUACUUCAUCGCCUUCCACCAUCAAUGGCGACACUCAAGCAAGUUUAAAACUCACUGGCUCACUCUCUCAACCUCCCAAACUACAUAAUGUCAUCACCUCAAUCCCGCCUGCUUCCAAUCCAUCUUCAGCUACACCCUACUCCUCCUAUGCAGCUACCCCAAACUCUAUCCGCUCAGCACACAAUUACUCAAAUGCUUCAAGCCCAUCAGGCACACCCUUACAUAUUCCGUCUGACUCUCUUCGCGGCCGACUGUCUACUACUCCUCUUAUACCGCCUGGCACUUUUGAACUUGGGGAGUCUGAGAUGGCUGUCCCUGGCUACGCCAUUACUACUAGCUCGGGAGACCCAACCACGCAGAAUACGAAUAAAGGCCCCGGCUUGAUGCGCAGAAUCUCACGUGGGGCGGCGAACAAGCUUACGAGAAGACGCCAGUCCACCACCCACAAUGACAAACGAGAUCGAAGCUCUGGACCGGUAAUCAUGCGCAGACGAAGCGAUAGCAAGACCGCCCAGAAUAGCUGGGAGAAUGCCCUGGAGUCUAGCAACGAAGAAGACAGCAAUGACGCCCUGGAAUCCUUGGGUGUCUGUGGCUCAGAAGCAUCAAGCUUGCCAAACGAGACCUCAAUGGCCGCUUCCCGCAAUUGCGGUGUGGUUGCGCCUAAAGUCGACGGGGCGAUCCAACGCGGCACAAUUCUGACCAAGGUCACAAAAAAGCGCCGCAAGCAGGUGCGAUUUUUUCUGGACCUUGAUGCUGGCAAGGUCUAUUGGGAUCCUACGAAUCCAACGAAACGGUUCUACAUUGACGACGUCAAAGAGAUCCGCGUUGGUGCGGAUGCGCGCAACUACCGCGAGGAGCACCAAGUUCCCGAGGAGGUCGAAAAUCGAUGGUUCACAAUUGUCAUUGCCGAUGCUGAGCGCUCCAAAGGCCGUGCGGUCAAGACAAUGCACCUCAUCGCUCCGAAUGACCAUAUUCUGGAGCUUUGGACCUCAACUCUCGAGCACAUCUCUCGUUACAGAAUAGGUCUUAUGGCUGGUCUGGCAGGUUCCGGACAGAGUGAGGCAGUCCUGAAAGCUCAUUGGCAGCGCGAAAUGCAAAUAUUGUUUCCGAAGGGUCUCAAGCCGGGUGAUCAGGAGAGUCUCGACUUUGAAGCCGUGGAGGGCGUUUGCCGCAGCCUGCACAUUAACUGUUCGAAGAAUAUGCUGCGCGCUCAGUUUUCGAAAGCAGACAUCAACAAUAAGGGGAAGCUCUAUUUCUCUGAGUUUAGUGACUUCGUUGCUAGGCUGAAGGAGAGGAAAGAUGUGAAGUCGAUCUUCAAAGACAAUGCUCUUGACCCUGAUGGUCUCACUUGCGACGAAUUUCUAUCAUUCCUUCGCGAUGUGCAGAAUGAGGACGUUGACUUGGACCGAAAUUAUUGGAUUUCUAUAUUCGACAAGUAUGUUCGGAAGUCAAAGCCGCGCACGCCGAGUAUACCGGAGCACGGUGACAACCAGGUCUCCCGAAUGAGUGUUGAUGCUUUUUCUUCAUACUUGGCUUCCUCUUCAAAUGGAAUCUAUGCCUCUCGGGCCCCCAAAUCUAGAUUUGAUCGACCGUUGAAUGAGUAUUUCAUCUCAAGCUCACACAACACUUAUCUGCUGGGACGCCAAGUGGCUGGUGCAUCCAGCACGGAAGCUUACAUCAGCGCACUCUCGCAAGGUUGUCGAUGUGUAGAGAUAGACUGUUGGGACGGCGCGGACGGUCGGCCUAUUGUCUCUCACGGAAGGACCAUGACCACCAGCGUGCUAUUCGCGGAUUGCAUCACAGUCAUCAAUCGCUACGCUUUCAUAAGCAGUGACUAUCCUCUUAUCCUGUCUCUCGAGGUCCAUUGCUGUCCCGAGCAACAAUUGGCCAUGGUAAGGAUCAUGAAGGAUAUCUUCAAAGAUCAACUUAUUCUGGAGCCGCUCCUUACAAACACAUUCGCCCUGCCAUCACCUGAAGAUUUAAAAGGUCGCAUUCUCGUCAAAGUCAAAGUGUGCGAUGAACCUCAGGGCGAUGUGUAUCAGGAAUCUUCGAGCACGAUCUUGAGUCACGGUCGCAAACGCAGUUCAAGCUCCCCGUUUAUGCGAUCGAUGGUACCAGAGCAUCAAAUGACUUUUAACCUCCCUCCCUUGACGAAUUCAACCACGGUUGGCCCAGACAGCGCCGAUACUUUUUUGACACACGAUCGACGCUCAUUCACAACUACUAGUAUCAGCAGUGCUACAGAGGACAGUGACACCAAUAUGUUCUCGGCUACACAGAAAGAACGGCGACGAAGCCAGAAGAGCAAGAUUACCAAGCCCUUAUCGGACCUGGGGGUCUAUACCCGAGGCUACAAAUGGCAUAGCUUCUUCUCGCCAGAAAGUCAGCAAUACAACCAUGUGUAUUCAUUUGCCGAGCGCUCAUUCGAGAGCAUCUGCCGCGAUAUGGAUAACAAAGCUUUAUUUGAGAGACAUAAUAGGAAAUAUCUCACCAGAGUCUAUCCCUCUGGAUUUCGCUUACGGUCGUCCAACUUUGAUCCACUAAAGUUCUGGCGGCGUGGUGUGCAGAUGGCGGCCCUGAACUGGCAAACCUACGACAUCGGCAUGCAAAUGAAUCAUGCCAUGUUCGCAGCAGGGACUGAUCGUACAGGCUAUGUUCUCAAGCCCGAAUCCCUCCGCACCGUACGUCCAGGCGAGGAGACAGCGAAGAGUAAAGAAAGGAAACUCGUCAGAUUUUCGGUUGAUGUUAUUUCCGCGCAGCAACUGCCCCGCCCUCGCAGCCUUGGACCAGAUGACUACAUCAAUCCCUAUGUCGAGAUCGAGAUGUUUAGUGCGGAUGAUCGUGGCCAAAGCUUUGUGCUUGGCGAGGGAGGCAUGGAUGCCUCUGCUCGCAACGGUAUGUCAGGCAUUGGGUAUCCCCAUCGUCGACGUACAAAAAUUGAGCAAAGCAACGGCUACAGUCCCAUUUUCAAUGAUCGAUUCAAGCUCUCGCUAGAAACCAAGUACCCCGAUCUGGUUUUUGUGCGAUGGACUGUCUGGAGCUCUCUGGAUGGCCGCAGCGCAGGAAACAACAAUAGUGUGCAGUUAGCCACUUUUACCGCCAAACUCAGCAGCCUUUCGCAAGGGUAUCGCUACCUGCCCCUAUGCGAUACUGGUGGUGAUCAAUAUCUGCUUUCCACGCUGUUCUGCAAGAUAGUCAAGGAAGAUCCUAUCCCGGUCCAACGCCUCGAUGCCGAAGAGCUCCGGGCUGAGCGAAUGGGAAUCUUCCGCCAAAUCGGUCAGACUGUCUUCAAACGAGCUUCAUCUGCCGAAAGGGACAGGGAUGCUUGCUCCGACAAAGGCAGUGAAGCUCCAAUGACUCCAGACGAUAAUACUUCUCCUAUAUCGCCCGCGCUGACUCCGACAAUCUCGGCAGCUUCUACUUCAUCUUUACCCCCUUGAAGUGCACAGAUUGAGAGGUCAUAGUGCAAAAUCGUGCUCAAACUACGCCACGCCUUUCAUUUCGUCGCUUCUGGAGCAGUCUACUUAUCAUGAAUUCCUUCGUCUCAUUUGGGGUGCAAGUAUAGGAAAUGGCGUUAACCUAGCCUCGGUUGCAUUUGCUUUGUGCUAUUAUUUCGUUUGCAUUUGUGUUUUUGGAGCCGCAGGCGCAAUUCAGCUGCAGAAGAAGCCACAGGU
Aspergillus homomorphus CBS 101889 is the source of this 3944-nucleotide messenger RNA. RefSeq names its product putative 1-phosphatidylinositol-4,5-bisphosphate phosphodiesterase Plc1. Gene Ontology annotation, molecular function: calcium ion binding; phosphatidylinositol-4,5-bisphosphate phospholipase C activity. The coding region runs from base 258 to 3710 and encodes 1150 amino acids. The transcript has a single exon. Lineage: Eukaryota; Fungi; Ascomycota; Eurotiomycetes; Eurotiales; Aspergillaceae. Gene Ontology annotation, biological process: phosphatidylinositol-mediated signaling; lipid metabolic process. The record is from RefSeq and is a predicted model, not a curated record.